GAGUCAGUGUUAUAAUAGAAUUACUGCAAGUUGGCAAUAGCGGUUGUUAUCCAAAAUCGCAAGUCAACUGAAUCUGUAUUUGUGUCUGUACUUGGAAUUAUAAAAUUAUUAUUGUACUUCAGAACACAUUCAGGAUGAAUAUAACUUCAGCUGGUGGGAUUCUUGCCUUGCUGGAUGAAAAUCAAGAAGCUGUGCAUGAUUUUGCAUUGAAGAAACUAGAUAGUAUAGUUGAUGUAUUUUGGCCAGAAAUUUCUGAAGCGAUUCAAAAAAUUGAAGUUCUGUACGAGAAUGAAGUUUUCAGUAGUCGGAAGCUUGCAGCUUUGGUUGCGUCUAAGGUUUAUUAUCAUCUGGGUUCUUUUGAAGACUCUGUUACCUAUGCAUUAGGAGCUGGAGAUCUUUUUGAUGUGAACCAAUCUUCUGAAUAUGUUGAAACUAUAAUUGCUAAGUGCAUUGAUCUUUAUACAAAGCUAAGAAUCCACAAUGCUGAAAGUGCAGAACAAAAAACUAUUGAUCCUCGUCUGGAAGCUAUAGUGAAUCGCAUGUUUCAAAGGUGCUUUCAACAUGGACAAUACAAUCAAGCAGUUGGUAUUGCUCUUGAAACUCGUAGGCUGGAUAUUUUUGAAUCUGCCAUUAUGCAGUCGGAUGACGUUGUUGAAAUGCUGUCCUACAGUUUCAAGGUUACUAUGUCCCUCAUACAAAAUAGAAUGUACAGAAACCAAGUUUUACAAACUUUAGUGAAUCUUUAUAAAAAUCUUGAAACUCCAGAUUAUGUUAAUAUGUGUCAGUGCUUGAUAUUUAUUGAUGAUGCACAAGCUGUUGCAGAUGUAUUAGACAAGCUAUGUACAGGAACUGAGGAACAGUCACUGAUGGCUUUUCAGAUAGCUUUUGAUUUGUAUGAAAGUGCUACUCAGCAAUUUCUUUCAAGAGUUUUACAAGCCCUGAAAGCUACAGCACCCAUUCCAGCUAAUUUAAUAUCUAUCUUAAGCAAGCCUGAAGAAAAACCUGAAGGUGAAACUAUGGAGACAGAUGGAGAAGAGGCAAAGGAAACUCCGCCACCUGCACCAGCUCCAAAACUUGAAGAUUUAACUGAAGAUCAAAAGAAACAUCAAGAAAGAAUAGAAAAGCUUGCUACCAUUCUUGGUGGAGAAGUAUCCAUCGCCUUGAACCUGCAAUUUCUUAUCAGGAACAAUCAUACCGACAUGCUUGUUUUGAAACAAACCAAAGAAGCUGUAAGGAACUCUGUUUGCCACACAGCUACUGUGAUUGCAAAUUCAUUUAUGCAUUGUGGUACAACCAGUGAUCAGUUUCUCAGGGACAAUUUAGAAUGGUUGGCCCGAGCAACCAAUUGGGCAAAAUUCAGUGCAACCGCUAGUUUAGGUGUGAUUCACAAGGGCCAUGAGAAUGAAGCAUUGCAUUUAAUGUCAUCAUACCUCCCUAAAGAUUCAGGGUCAUCUGCUGGAUACACUGAAGGAGGUGGAUUAUAUGCUUUAGGACUUAUUCAUGCUAAUCAUGGUGCAGCCAUUAUUGAUUAUUUGUUGAAUCAACUGAAAGAAGCCACAAAUGAAGUUGUGAGGCAUGGUGGAUGUCUUGGCUUGGGACUUGCAGCUAUGGGUACUCAUAGACAAGAUGUUUAUGAACAGUUAAAGUUUAAUUUGUAUCAAGAUGAUGCUGUCACUGGUGAAGCGGCUGGUGUUGCUAUGGGUCUUGUGAUGUUGGGCUCUAAAUCUGCAACCGCUAUUGAAGAUAUGGUUGCAUAUGCUCAAGAAACUCAGCAUGAAAAAAUUCUCCGAGGCUUAGCUCUAGGUAUUUCUUUAACUAUGUAUGGUCGUCUAGAAGAAGCAGACACAUUGAUAGAGAGCUUAUGUCGAGAUAAGGAUCCUUUAUUAAGAAGAUCUGGAAUGCAUACAGUAGCAAUGGCAUAUUGUGGAACUGGAAACAAUAAAGCUAUUCGCAAACUUCUGCAUGUUGCUGUUAGUGAUGUUAAUGACGAUGUUAGACGAGCUGCUGUAGAAGCACUAGGAUUUAUUUUAUUUAGAACACCAGAACAAUGCCCAAGUGUUGUUUCUCUUCUUUCAGAAAGUUAUAAUCCUCAUGUACGAUAUGGAGCAGCAUUAGCUUUAGGAAUCUCUUGUGCGGGAACUGGUAAUAAGGAAGCUAUUUCAUUACUAGAACCAAUGACAAAUGACCCUGUAAAUUAUGUAAGGCAAGGUGCUUUGAUUUCCUCUGCUUUGAUACUUAUUCAACAAACGGAGCAAACAUGCCCUAAGGUUAAAGAUUUCCGUCAGUUAUAUGCUAAAGUUAUAAGUGAUAAACAUGAUGACGUAAUGGCUAAAUUUGGAGCUAUUUUGGCUCAAGGCAUUAUUGAUGCAGGUGGUAGAAAUGUUACUAUCUCUCUGCAGUCUAGAACUGGUCAUACAAAUAUGGCUGCUGUUGUGGGCAUGCUAGUAUUUGCUCAAUUUUGGUAUUGGUUCUCUUUGUCGCAUUUUCUGUCUUUGGCUUUCACACCAACUGCUAUUAUAGGACUUAAUGCAGAUUUGAAGAUGCCCAAAAUGGAAUUUCGCUCUAAUGCGAAGCCAUCUAUGUAUGCAUACCCACCUCCUCUUGAAGAGAAGAAGGAAAAAGAAAGGGAGAAAGUCACAACUGCUGUUCUGUCCAUCACGGCUAAAGCACGCAAGAAAGAGGUCGAAAAGAAGGAGAGAGAAGAAAAAAUGGAUGUCGAUGAUGACAAAAAAGAUGAAGGUACUUCAAAAGAUACAAAAGACAGUAUCAAAGAAGCAGCUAAAGACUCAAAAGAAACACAGAAGGAAAAGGAAAAGAAAGAAGAAACAGAUAAAGAAGGUGAAGAAAAGAAAGAAGAUAAAAAAGAGGCUGAGCCUAAUUUUGAAAUUUUGUCAAAUCCUGCCAGAGUGAUGAGACAACAGUUAAAGGUUCUCCAGAUUCAAGAAGGAUCUAGAUACACACCUUUAAAAGAAGUAUUAAUUGGUGGAAUCAUUAUGAUGAAGGAUAACAAAAGUGAUGAUCCUGAAGAAUUAGUUGAGCCUGUUGCUGCUGGCGGCCCGAAGGUUGAAGAUGAAGAUGAACCAGAGCCUCCAGAAGAUUUUCAGUAUCUUGAUGAUUGAUUUUGUUAGUUACAUAGAGACUAUUUAUCAUCUGAAAUUAAUACAUUUUUUAAAGGAAUGCAUUAAACUUAUUCUUCAUCACA
This is a messenger RNA of Argiope bruennichi, 3202 nucleotides long. It is a transcript of the gene Rpn2, whose product is annotated as 26S proteasome non-ATPase regulatory subunit 1-like. Gene Ontology annotation, cellular component: proteasome complex; proteasome regulatory particle, base subcomplex; nucleus. The transcript has 22 exons. Lineage: Eukaryota; Metazoa; Arthropoda; Arachnida; Araneae; Araneidae. Gene Ontology annotation, biological process: regulation of protein catabolic process; proteasome-mediated ubiquitin-dependent protein catabolic process. Gene Ontology annotation, molecular function: enzyme regulator activity. The coding region runs from base 135 to 3119 and encodes 994 amino acids. The record is from RefSeq and is a predicted model, not a curated record.